UCUAUCCUUUGCCACCUCUACCUCACACCGUCCUUCUUUGUUUUCCAGCUUGCUCAGAAAUGUGAUGUAACAAGACUAGGCAAAAAAAUCUUUCCCUCUCUUCAACAGUAAGUCCUUCCUCCCUCUGUCAUAGACAUGCUCACAUUUAUCCACACACAUAUAGAGGCAUUCAACUCCCUAUCGGGAGGUGAACAUCUUGCACGUUCUGGUCUGACCUGGAAUCCAAAAGAAGGGCAUUAGAAACCCCCUCGGGAAAAGCUGGACAGAAACAAGUACCUCCCUUUUCAGCAUGAUGCGGAGUCCGGGGGACAAAACCAGUCCUGCCUCCUAGAAACGUGGAAAUUAGCAGAGGGACAGCUGCUGUGGAUUUUUCUGGUGAGAGUGGGACUGGUUUCCGUUCCUUUGCCCCUGAGCAAAUCCUUUGGGAGACUGGAAAAGAAGCUCUGGGUACUGCCAAAUAGUCCACUAGGUAUGUGACAAUGUGUGUGAGGCUACUUGUGUGAGAGAGAUAGAGACCUGGAGUAUUCGCAAAAGGAAACUUUCCUUGGAUUUUACCUCCGUGGCGUCAGCUCUGACAGAAGGAAUUUUAAUAUUGUUCUCCCUUAACUGAAGCAAUUCAUGACCUGGAUGGGAUAAAAGAUGAGACCAGAUGACAUCAACCCGAGGACUGGACUGGUGGUAGCCUUGGUCAGUGUCUUCCUUGUUUUUGGCUUCAUGUUCACUGUUUCUGGGAUGAAAGGGGAGACCCUAGGGAACAUCCCCCUCCUUGCCAUAGGACCUGCGAUUUGUUUGCCGGGGAUAGCUGCUAUUGCUCUGGCCCGGAAAACAGAGGGCUGCACAAAAUGGCCUGAGAAUGAACUCCUCUGGUGCCGAAAACUCCCCUGCUUUAAAAAAUCAAAGGACAAGGAAGUUAUUGAACUGUUGAGGACCCCAUCUGACUUGGAGUCAGGAAAGGGGAGUUCUGAUGAGUUGGUCAAAAAGACAUACCUCAGAGGCAAUACCUCCUCAAAGGGAGAGGUGCCUGUGGCCAGUUCUGUCACUACUACCAUUGCUACAGAAGAGGAAUCCAAAAGUCUGGUCCAAAAGGAGGAUCAGUAUGAGGCUUCCAGAUACCUGGAAGGGCACUGUCCUUCAGGUACCUUCUCAGCAUCAGGGAGCACCCCCAACUACAGUGCCUUGGAACCAAAGCGCUCCACUUGGGACAGAUCUGACUGCCCAGAACCUGAAGAUAGUAUUUUCUUUGUACCACAAGACAGUAUCAUCGUCUGUUCCUACAAGAGCAGUCCCUAUGACAGAUACUGUUGUUACAUCAAUUCAAGCCAAAUCAGUUGGGACCAUGAGACAGUAGUUUAAAUGCUGCACAAAAGCAUAUCUAUGUUUAUACAAACAUGGCAAAUUUCAGCUACUAAUGGAAAAGAAACUACACUGCAUGAAGUCUUCGAAAUGUUAGAAAUUGGCCUGGUAUGUGAUGGAUGCUCAGAUCUCCUGUGCCUGAAGCCCUGUGGAUGAGCAUGUUUGAGGGUUGGGGAAUUAUUUUAGUGAGAAAUGGUGAGGUCUAUGAGGGACUUAUCUAGGGGAUGUGAGAAGGUGACCAAGGAAAUCAGAAUUCAGAUUCCUUAUUUGUUAAAUGAUGUUGAAUGUCUUACAAAAUAGACCAAAAGUACUAUGUGGUAUCAGCUAAUAACAAAACAAAUCAGGAGCCAGCUAUGUAUAAAAAGUAACAAAUGAUGUAUGAGAAUAUAUGCUUUCAAUAAGAGUUUUUCUUCAUUUCUGAAGAAUAUUAAAAGACCAAAUUUGCGCUCAAUUGCAUUAGAUAAUUGGGUGGGAGUUAGUUAAAAAGCUAUUUAUACUUAUCUAGUUUCCCAAUCAAGAAAAUAGUUAUAUUCCUCCUUAGAUGUUCCCUGGAAAUCCAAGGAUAACUUUAAAAAGCUGAAUUUUAUUCCAGUUCUAUGAUCUUCUGGCAAUCACCAUUCAGGAAACUGCAUGUGUUAGUUAAAAUAAAAUGUCCACUGUUUUGUGAAAAAACUCAUAUUUUUAGAAUGUUAUGUCAAUUCUUAAUCUGAUUAUUUAAUGACUUUAUUUGAAGUGUUUUCAAUAUAUAAUUAUCUUACAUAUAUAAUUUCCUCAUAAAGUAAAACAUGACAUGGAUGAAAGAAUUAUAGAGAUUCAAAUUAGUUUCAACAAAUCAAAAUUAAUUUUUACAAUACAUGCAAAUACCAUUGAAAAUAUGGUUAUAAUUUUCCUGGGAAUUAUUAUUUUCAUAUGCCUCUGCCCAUUUAAAGACUUUAUAUAUACACACAAACAUAUAAGCACAUAGUAAUUGCUGCAGCUAUGAACAAUAUGCCAAAUUUGCAUGAAACAUAUUGAUUAACUAUCUGGAAGCCUAGUGUUAGCAUGCAUGUUCACACAGACCCUAGAUAUUCCAGUGUCACCAGGGUUAAUGGCAUAGAAAACUCUCUGAUAAAUAAAGAUUUAAUGAUCUCUUAGCACUUCAUAAAAAGGUCAAUUUUAUUUAGCCCAGAUUUCACUGUUCCUAAGAAAGCAAAAAACAAACAAACAAACAAAAAUCAAC
Molecule: messenger RNA, 2572 nt
Organism: Sarcophilus harrisii (Tasmanian devil)
Lineage: Eukaryota; Metazoa; Chordata; Mammalia; Dasyuromorphia; Dasyuridae
Gene: TMEM215
Product: transmembrane protein 215
Exons: 1
Coding region: 640-1353 (237 amino acids)
Source: RefSeq, a predicted model, not a curated record